UAAAAAAGUCUAGUAACAUAGAAAUGGAACGAGAUAUAACUCAUUUGCAUGAGAUGAAUCUCACAUCAAUAUAAUAAGAUUAUGUUGGAUUCUAUAAUUAAUUUAUCUGUAAACUGAAUUAGAAUUCGAGAUCCAAAGAAUGAGAUUUGAGAGUCCUCAAAACGUGAAUUAAAACAUCUACAAACGAGGAAACUACACACCCCUCUUAAUUUCCUUGUUUUCCCAUCAGUUUCAACUUCAAAACUCACGCCCCAGAACAGAGAGAAACUAUACCCACUUGUUCUCUCUCUCUCUCUCUCUCUCUCAUAUUUUGUUGUUGUCAAUGAUAUUCCUGAGAGAGAGAGAGAGAGAGCAUAGUUGAUCAGCUAAUCGUUAUCAUCAUCUUCAUCAUAAAUUCUAUAUUUUUGCAGACAAAAGUCUCCCAAAAACCAUGAAAAAGAACAGUGAAAAAUUUGCCAACACAGCGGUCUUACGGCAACUCUGUGGGUUCGGCGGCAGACAAUCCAACCUCGGCGGUGUCGGAGCACGGUCGUUCAAGAAGAGAGUCACCACGUCUCCGGCCGCGCUUUGUGUCUUCAUCUCCCUCCUCUUCGCCGCCUUCGUUUUCGUCAGCUGGUUUGACCACUCUAUAUUUUCAAGCCUUUCUUCAAAAAACAUAAAACAACAUUUAAAAACACCAAAAAAAACACCUCAUCCUCGUUACCCACUAAACUGCACAGCAUGGAACCGGACGCAAACAUGCCCAACAAACUACCCAUCCGUACACAAACCCACCAAUCUCAACCGUCCAUCAAACCAAACCUGCCCCGAUUACUUCCGUUGGAUCCACGAAGAUCUACGGCCCUGGAAAGAGAGUGGAAUCACAAGAGAAAUGCUUGAGGGUGCACGUAGACCCGCCCACUUCAGAUUAAUAAUCGUAGACGGUAAGGCGUACGUGGAGAAGCAUAGGAAGUCGAUUCAGACCAGAGAUUUAUUUACAGUGUGGGGGAUCGCACAGUUGCUUCGGUUGUACCCUGGAAGAUUGCCUGAUUUGGAGAUGAUGUUUGACUGUGAUGAUCGACCGGUCAUCAGAUCAAGGGACUAUAAGGGGCCUAAUGCGGGCCCACCGCCAUUGUUUCGGUAUUGUUCUGACGGAGGGAGUUUGGAUAUUGUGUUUCCUGAUUGGUCGUUUUGGGGCUGGGCUGAGACAAAUAUAAGGCCAUGGAAACAUUUGUUGGAGGACAUAAAAGAAGGCAACAAGAGAGUAAAGUGGGAGGACAGGGUGCCCUUAGCUUAUUGGAAAGGGAACCCACAUGUGGCUGGUACCAGAAAGGACCUUUUGAGUUGCAAUGUUUCAGAUCAACACAAUUGGGACACUCUCUUGUACAUCCAGGAUUGGUUGAAGGAAUUCAAAGAAGGGUACAAGCAAUCAAAUCUAGAAGAUCAGUGUACCCACAGAUACAAAAUAUAUAUAGAAGGAUGGGCAUGGUCAGUGAGUGAAAAAUACAUAUUAGCAUGCAACUCACCAACAUUGUAUGUGACACCACAUUAUCAUGACUUCUUUGUAAGAGGCAUGGUACCCCAAAAGCACUAUUGGCCCAUUAGGGACAAUAACAAGUGCAAAUCCCUCAAGUUUGCUGUUGAAUGGGGCAACAAUCACACUUCAAAGGCAAAAGCCAUUGGAGAGGCAUCAAGCCACUACGUUCAAGAGGAUAUAAAGAUGGAUUAUGUGUAUGACUACAUGUUUCAUUUGUUGAAUGAAUAUGCAAAGCUUUUGAAGUUCAAACCAACCAUACCUCCGAAAGCAAUUGAGCUCUGUCCGGAGGUCAUGGCGUGCCCUGCUGACGGAGUUUGGAAGAAAUUCAUGUUGGAUUCGUUGGAGGAGGCUCCUAGUGACACAAUUCCUUGCACUUUGCCUCCACCCUAUGAUCCCCAAGCACUUAAAGCUUUUCUUGAUGGAAAAUUUAUGAAAACAAAACAAGUUGAGAGGUGGGAAAAUGAGUAUUGGGGCAAACAAAAUGUGAAGCAAUAAACAACCAUGCCUCUUUGAUAUAUGUUCUAAUAAUUUGUAAUUGGAUGUUUAACUUUCAUUGGCUUCAUUUGGCGCUUUAUAUUCGUAGGACUUGUAUAUAAUAGUGGUUCAAGA
This is a messenger RNA of Camellia sinensis, 2125 nucleotides long. RefSeq lists its product as uncharacterized. The record is from RefSeq and is a predicted model, not a curated record. NCBI's taxonomy places the organism in Eukaryota, Viridiplantae, Streptophyta, Magnoliopsida, Ericales, Theaceae.